Alnus glutinosa is the source of this 1764-nucleotide messenger RNA. Its product is annotated as PAP-specific phosphatase HAL2-like. Gene Ontology annotation, molecular function: 3'(2'),5'-bisphosphate nucleotidase activity. Gene Ontology annotation, biological process: sulfate assimilation; phosphatidylinositol phosphate biosynthetic process. The coding region runs from base 119 to 1477 and encodes 452 amino acids. The record is from RefSeq and is a predicted model, not a curated record. The transcript has 3 exons. NCBI's taxonomy places the organism in Eukaryota, Viridiplantae, Streptophyta, Magnoliopsida, Fagales, Betulaceae.
UUUCUCUUUCCUUUUCCUCAUCCAACGUCAUAAAACCAAACAUAAUCCUAGUGUUACCACAGAGAGAGAGAGAGAGAGAGAGAGGGACAGAGACAGAGACAGAUUUUUCUUCAUCGAUAUGCCUUUAAAUUGUUCAAGCCUGGCUGCCAGAGUUCCACAUGUCUCGGGAAACGGGAGAAUAAUCAACAAGUUCACAUCCAACCAUGUAGGAAGUUUGUUCUUCUUCCACCCCCAGAACUCAUCGAAACCCAUUAGUGUCUCCCUAUCAAAUUUCAACCAGAGCUGUUCUUCGUCAACAAUGGAGGACCAGAAAAACCUGCGGGUUGCGGCCUUGGAGCCGGAAAAAUAUUACAAAGAACUCGAUGUUGCUGUCAGAGCUGUACAGAUGGCAUGUGCUCUCUGCCAGAGAGUGCAAGACAGUUUGAUUUCUAAAACCAACGGUCAGGUCCAAUCCAAGGAUGACAAUUCUCCUGUCACUGUUGCAGAUUGGAGUGUCCAAGCAACUGUCAGCUGGUUACUGUCCAAGUCUUUUGGGAGGAAAAACGUGUCCAUUGUUGCUGAAGAAGAUGUUCAAAAACUCUCCGAGGCUGAUGCAUCUGGACUAUUAGCAGCUGUAGUGAACACUGUGAAUGAAUGUCUAGUUGAAGCUCCUCGUUUUGGACUUGAAGGUCCGAAAAUGGCCCUCGGGACCUCAGAGGUGCUUGAAGCCAUCAGUCGUUGCAACUCAACUGGCGGUCCUACUGGAAGAUUUUGGACACUUGACCCUGUUGAUGGCACGUUAGGGUUUGUCCGUGGGGAUCAAUAUGCUGUAGCUCUAGCACUGAUAGAGGAUGGAGAAGUUGUGCUUGGAGUUCUUGGGUGUCCAAAUUACCCUAUGAGAAAGGAAUGGCUAAGUUAUCAUCACCGCUAUCAUAGAAUUAUAACUAAGUUGACUCCACCAACGUCUGAGUCUUGGGACAAAGGUUUUGUGACUUAUGCGACAAAAGGUAGUGGCAAGGCUUGGAUGCAACCACUGCUCCAUGCAAAUAAGAAGUUGGUGUGGCCAAACUCUGCAAGGCCGGUUCAAGUGUCUUCCAUUGAUGAUCCGGCAUCCGCAACCUUUUGUGAACCAGUCGAGAAGGCAAAUUCAAGCCACUCCUUCACAGCAGGACUUGCUCACACCAUGGGGCUCAGGAAGCAACCACUACGAGUAUACAGUAUGGUAAAGUAUGCUGCUAUAGCCCGUGGGGAUGCUGAGAUUUUUAUGAAGUUUGCAAGAGCUGGAUACAAGGAGAAGAUAUGGGAUCAUGCUGCCGGAGUUGUUAUCAUAGAAGAGGCCGGUGGGGUGGUAACCGAUGCGAGAGGGCACCCGCUUGACUUCUCAAAGGGCAUUUACCUAGAAGGCCUUGAUCGCGGUAUAAUUGCAUCCGCUGGAGCCAAACUACAUGACAAGAUCAUCAGCGCUGUUGAUGCUAGCUGGGACUCCUCUAGUCUAUAAGGUUCAGCCAUUUUACAUCAAUGGGAGAACACAAGAAUUUACAUGAUUAGACAGAAAGAGGAAAUUGUGGAUCAUCAUUUUCUUUUAAAUUCUUCUUUCUUUCUUUUUUGGGUUUGGGGGAAGGGGUUGAAGCUUUUGUAAUUAUAGGUUUGUAGGACAUCCCAGAAAUCAGCCUGCUUCAGCCAUGAACGAGGCUGGUUUUUUUGUCUAUUUUAAGUCACCAAUAAUUGAUGUUUGGACUGAGGAAGUGAAUCAUCUUAUUUUUAUCUGCAUAGCAUUUUGAGUGA